Penicillium argentinense is the source of this 624-nucleotide messenger RNA. Its product is annotated as MutT/nudix family protein. NCBI's taxonomy places the organism in Eukaryota, Fungi, Ascomycota, Eurotiomycetes, Eurotiales, Aspergillaceae. Gene Ontology annotation, biological process: nucleoside phosphate metabolic process; ribose phosphate metabolic process. The record is from RefSeq and is a predicted model, not a curated record. Bases 1 to 624 code for a protein of 207 amino acids. Gene Ontology annotation, molecular function: ADP-ribose diphosphatase activity. The transcript has 4 exons. Gene Ontology annotation, cellular component: nucleus; cytosol.
AUGUCGACACCCACACAGGCCAAGUCCACGAUCGUUUCACGAGGUCCACUGGACCCGGCCGAAGCUCGCUGGGCUCGAUUGGUGAAAACCACCUACACCGAUCCCCUCGGCGUUGAAAGAACGUGGGAAUCGGCAGAGCGACAGACCCGCCCCGCCAAUUGCGAAAUCGAUGGUGUAGGAAUCGUCGCUAUCCUGAACAAGCCGUCGGGGCCUGAGCUACUCUUGCAAAAGCAAUACAGACCCCCUAUUGGCAAGGUCGUCAUUGAAGUUCCGGCUGGCCUUAUCGAUGCUGGCGAGACGCCCGAGCAAUGCGCUGUGCGUGAGCUCAAAGAGGAGACCGGCUACGUCGGUGUGGCUGAGCAGACGAGCCCGGUGAUGUACAAUGACCCUGGCUUUUGCAAUACCAAUCUGAACAUGGUUCACGUGCGUGUCGAUAUGACUCUAUCUGAGAAUCAGAACCCCAAGCCAGAGCUUGAGGAGAAUGAGUUCAUUGAGUGCUUCUCUGUGCCGAUGGCCUCUUUGUUUGAGGAAACGAAGAGACUGGAACAGGAGGGCUAUGCUAUCGAUGCCCGCGUCGGCACUCUUGCUGAGGGGCUGGAGCUCAUGAAGAAGCUCAAGCUAUGA